GUAGUUACAACGCGCACGAGACAGGGAGCCUCCCCCAGGCUUGGCCGCUGCUCGGCGAAAUAAACAUGACGUUGUUGGCAAUUACGACGUUUUUAAUGCAGUAGCCCCAAAGCUACAUCAUUUGAUACAUCGCGGAGGUUGGACACGGUAUUGGACAUUCUGGGAAGCUGGUUGGCUUAAACAGCAACAGUUUCACAAGUGGAGAACAACAAGUGAAGUUGGAGCUGAAAUGCCUCUGCUAUUUCUGGAGAGGUUCCCAUGGCCCAGUCUGCAGACUUACACGGCAUUGACCGUGGCUCUGCUGGCCGGCAGCAUCUUCAGCGCCUACACAACCGUGACUGAUCCUGGCUUUGGGUCUUUGGACGCAGACGAGACUCCAACCCCAACUGAAGUGGAUCUAGAACACUUAAAUAAUGAUAUUAGUAACACAGAAUUGGCCAGCACUGUCUUGUGGUAUCUGGUCACUGACAGCCUCUUUGUAUGGGUGUUAGUCAACACAUUCUGCUGCUCUUUAAUGUUAAUUGCUAAAAUGAUCCAGUAUGUGGUGUUUGGUCCACUCAGAGUCAGUGAGAAACAGCACCUGAAAGACAAGUUCUGGAACUUCAUUUUCUACAAGUUUAUAUUCAUCUUUGGCGUGCUGAACGUACAGACAGUGGAUGAGGUGGUCAUGUGGUGCCUGUGGUUCGCCGCGCUGGUCUUUCUUCACCUCAUGGUGCUGCUCUGCAAAGACCGAUUUGAAUAUCUGUCGUUCUCGCCCUCCACUCCCAUGAACAGUCACGUGCGAGUGAUGUGCCUCCUGGUCUCCCUUCUGCUGGACUGCUGCGGUCUGGCUGUGGUCUGUGGCCUGUUGGGAGCAACCCAUGGUAUGCACACCCUCUCCUUCAUGGCUGCAGAGUGUCUGCUGGUGACAGUUCGCACAGGACACGUCAUCAUGCGGUAUUCCAUCCACCUGUGGGACCUGAACCAUCCAGGGACCUGGGAGAGUAAAGGAACGUACGUUUACUACACAGACUUCACCAUGGAGCUGGCUAUGCUCUUUCUAGACCUCAUGCAUCAUAUCCAUAUGCUGCUCUUCAGUAACAUCUGGUUGUCCAUGGCGAGCUUGGUCAUCUUCAUGCAGCUGCGUUAUCUCUUCCACGAGGUCCAGCGCCGCAUCCGCAGGCACAAGAACUACCUUCGAGUCAUCAACAACAUGGAGGCUAGAUUUGCUGUUGCUACUGCAGAGGAGCUGGCAGCUAAUGAUGAUGAUUGUGCCAUCUGCUGGGAUGCCAUGUUGACAGCACGCAAACUUCCUUGUGGUCACCUCUUCCACAACUCUUGCUUGCGCUCUUGGCUAGAGCAGGACACCUCGUGCCCCACGUGUCGCACAUCCCUGAACAUUAGCGGUGACGGUGACCAGCCGAGAGGUCAGCAGCAGGGAGCGGAAGACAACGGGGGUCCCACUGCAGCCGCUGCGGAUCCAAGACCUCAUAUCAGUCAACACAACCACUUCUUCCACUUUGAUGGAUCCCGUAUUGCUAGCUGGCUGCCGAGUUUCUCAGUAGAAGUGAUGCACACCACCAACAUCUUAGGGAUUGCUCAGGCUAACAACUCUCAGCUGACUGCAAUGGCCCAUCAGAUCCAGGAGAUGUUUCCUCAGGUGCCCUCCUACCUGGUCAUGCAAGACCUUCAGCUGACCCGCUCUGUGGAAGUCACCACUGACAACAUCUUGGAGGGUCGUAUCCAGGUGCCUUUCCCUGCACAGGCCACAGAGCGCAACCCAUUGCAGGUGAAUCAUUCACUGGAAGAGCAGGCGGGGCCCAGUGGGGCUGCUGAGGAGGGCCCCAGCGAGGCUGACAACAUGGAAGCCAGAGGUGGUCGCUUCUCCAAGUCUGCUGAGGAGAGGCAGAAGAUGUUAAAGCAACGGAAAGAGGAGAUGAUCCAGCAAGCGCGCAGGAGAUAUCUGAACAAGAGUCCAGAAGAUCAGGAUGAGGAUGUUCCUGGACUGGAGGAGGAGGACGAGGAUGAGGAGCGCUCUUUCCCAACUCUAGACUCUACAGUGCUAAGACGCAGAGCCAUGGCGGCCGCUGCAGAAAGACGCAUGCAACAGGACGCUGCACCCUGAAAACACAGCUAGAAACCUCAGCAUCCACCACAAGGCAUGACAGUGUUUAUAAAUCCUCCUUCAUUUGUUGUCGGCGGUCGUCACAUAUUCAAACAAUAAUUAAAGAGAAUUGCAAACACGGCCUUUGGGCUUGUUCGCCUUGCCUGAAUAAGGCCAGACUAUCAAGAUGGGCCUCUGCAUCGGUAUCGCUAUUCCAGCUAAACUCGUCAGAGCAUUGAGUAUCCUGUAUGAGUGAGCCACUGCUCUUUGUGUAUGUGCCACACAUGAGCACCAGCUUGAGCAGAGAGUAAGCUAUCGUGUGCUGGCUGACAUGUAAAAGAGCAUGUUCUGCUUUCAGAAGAACCUUUUCAAGAGGUGUUUGGGUUCUUAUUUUCGUUUUUUAGGAUUUCUAUAUUGUUUGGGUUCUUAUUUUUGUUUUUAGGAUUCCUAUAUUUGUGUUUGCUCUCCUGCUGCACUUCGGUUGGAGAAAAACACACUGCUGUAUUAGUGUGUUAUUUUAUGGAUUUCAACUGUGAACUACAUGUAGACAUACAUUUUUUUGUCCUCCUUACCCUUUUGUAAGAGAAUGUCACUUUAGUAUUAAUCAGCCUUUUAGUCAAACAUGAAUGUUUUUAAUGCUGCAAACAAAAGUAUUCAAACCCAAACGGGUUGAUGUGUAUGCAGUGCAUAAUUGAACCAGCAGGGGAGUAUAGGCGUGUACAUUUUUUUUUUCUAAUUUUCUUUUAGAAGCAACCAAGGGGAAGUACUACAUUUUGUAAACUAUGUGAUGGGUGUCUUUCAUUCAGUUACUCUCUCUAUGAAUAAGAAAAUAUUUUACAAUGAG
Dunckerocampus dactyliophorus (ringed pipefish) is the source of this 2927-nucleotide messenger RNA. Its product is annotated as E3 ubiquitin-protein ligase AMFR-like. Gene Ontology annotation, cellular component: cytosol; endoplasmic reticulum; ubiquitin ligase complex. Gene Ontology annotation, biological process: endoplasmic reticulum unfolded protein response; protein K48-linked ubiquitination; ubiquitin-dependent protein catabolic process. Lineage: Eukaryota; Metazoa; Chordata; Actinopteri; Syngnathiformes; Syngnathidae. Bases 230 to 2104 code for a protein of 624 amino acids. The transcript has 14 exons. The record is from RefSeq and is a predicted model, not a curated record. Gene Ontology annotation, molecular function: ubiquitin protein ligase activity; ubiquitin binding.